AUGGGUGAGGGCGGCAGGGGCCCAAGUGUGAGUGACGGAUGCCGACAACCGGGUCUGCCAUCGCACCACAAAAUGCAGGCAUUUGUUAUGCUGUGCAUUUCGAUAACGCCCGCCAGAAUCCAAUAUGACCCCCAUGCUGGUCCAGUGCAUUUACCACUUGACCCGUCUGGGGACCCAGCAUUGUUAGAUAAAGACAGCGUUAACGCUUUGCCUUAUAAGACCAAGGAUUUUAAGGAAGUGUCCACAGUAAGACAGUCGGGGAUUGCCAACGUUCGUAAACAGUUAUAGUAGAGCAUUGAUUUUAGAACAAGUUUAACUUUAGUGCGGCGCUCUAAUUCACUGUAGGAUGUGCUUAGACUUCCUACUGAGCUGCGGACUUACCUGAGAGAGACACUCCAGUAAAACAUGAGAAACCUCUUGGGAACGAUAUACAGUUAAUUGCGAAAAAAUCGCAUGUCUCCUGCCUCAAAAAUGCACUGCCCCGGCUCAAUUCUGCACACAGUCUAAACUACGCAUUCUUCUCGAAGGCUCUUUCUACUCAGAUGUGCAAUCUUUUUGGCGAAUUAUUUAAAUAAAAAUUCCGAAACCUUUAAAUACUGUGCACUUUUGUGAAUUUGUAGCUUGUAGUUUCUCUCGAAGAUAAGAUUGUUGGACGUGUUCACGCUUAAGGCUUCCUUGCGAAAAACUUCUUACUGUUUAGAAAUCCUCUGAGGGAUGGCGCAAUUUGCCUCGCUUGUCGUCCACUCUGGGGCUAGGGGGUAUAGGAUUGGGGGGGGAGAUUUAUGGAGGCAAAUGCCUGCAUGAUAGAAUGAAAAAACGCGUACAAUAUGACCUAGCGAGAGUUGCUAGCCGCGGAAGCCGUCAGCCUACCUUCGACAGAAUGAGGUGCAAUUCCAACCUUUUGAAAGUCGAAUUUCAGCAGGGAGAUUAUUUUGUCACUUUGCGGACAGCUGUCGUGUCCACAUCAGCGUGACUGUACACCAGGGAGAAGGGGAGAGGGUGCGGACGGCCAGAGGAUAUGUGGGAAUUCGCCCAGGUGUGUGCGUUGGCUAAGAGUGUCUUCUAAUGAACUUGACAGACAGGACUGGCUGCUUAGUCGCGCGCUCGGCUAACCAUUAAAGAAAUGCGCAAUGCACAAUGAACGUUAGUUCUAAGCUGGUGAGCAUUAUGCUUGCGAAUUAGCAGCUAUUGAAUGUCAUGCGCCAAAUUCCGGUCCCAAGGAUUUAAUCGAAAUUUUGAGAAGCUUUAAUGAUACAAAAUUCGGCACUAUACUGUUCUGACAGGAAGGAGUGUCCCGCGCUGACAGUGCGUUUAGUAAAGGACUGAUAGAUACCUCGCCAUACGACACACUGCUGUCAUAGUAAAGCAAGCGAUGCAUGCGACAGACGCACAGAUCGCCCAUGAAAGCGUCCAUGAAAGCCAUAUUACUUUCGGGAAAUAACCAUACUUCACUGGAUGGCGUAGUUUUAUUUAUAAAUUACUAUUAUCUGUUAGGCCAGAAAUAACGCAUUUUAUCGAAAACUAUCAAACCAAAUACAACUUUGAGAUGAGUCAUUUAUUUAGGGUGUAAAAUAAUUGAUAGCAAAAAAAUGAACAGACACAGCGUCUCAGUCCUCUGUUGAUGGUCUUUUCGCUUGUAUAUCGGGCCGAUGUAAAACCGGCUAACUUGUCUACGAUGGGCUGAUCUAUAAAAUCGUAAUGCACAAAAUCCACCAUUCGGUGCAUUGAGCAUUUUAUUUUGACGAAUGAAAAGAGAUUUUUUAUGUGAUUGAGGCCGGCGCUAUUAGCAGAAAUAAAAUGAUUCCCUAGAAAGAGGUUUUCCGCGACCUAAAUCAAUUUGCAAGAAAAGAAUAAAAAAACCAAACGUGUACUGUACUCAUCACUCAAAUUUCUAUCAAGAUAUUUCAUGAGUUAAUUCGUCUACUUUAGUAAGUUUUGCUUUUGCAACUGCAAAGUGGGCAAAUGAUACCAUAUUGCACCAAGGCAUUGUAGUAAAAUGCCGAAAAAGCGCUUCUAAAGACCCAGGAGUUAAAGAGGUAUUACAAGAUUUAAGGGCUAGGGGCUGCUUUGGAAGUCUCCGGUUCUUGGUCCUAAAAGAGUGCUACAUCAAGAUACAGGGAAGAAUUGGAUAAAAUUAUCCUGAAAAACACAGACACUGACUAGGAAUUUUAGCCAAAAAUCACAAGGUAUAGUUAUUCAAGGAAGUUUGAAAGCAUCUUUUCAGUUUUUGUCUUAGCAGGUAUUUGACUUUACACCGUAAGUUUGACUCCCUUUUGCUCAAGGGGACUCCAGCGUACGGACCGGCUAAAUGGCUGUUCCGGCUUCUCAAGCUCCUGGCCGCUGAGGCAGCCACCACGGUCUCUUCGUCAACACAAAUCCUGGAGAAACACAAAGGGGUUAGCCUCCAUCAAAAUGAGGUCGUGGUAUCUUUUGAUGUUACAUCCAUUUUAACUUCUGUCCCUCAGUACCUGGCAAUCGAGACAAUCGAGCUGCAACUACAACGUAAAUACGAUGAAACGGAGAAUCGUCUUGGACACGCCCAAAACCUUCAGCUCCUGAAGCUCUGUCUCAGGACGUACUUCACUCUCGACGGGACAAUCUACAAACAGGUGAAGGGCACACCGAUGGGUUCGCCGAGUUCGGGAUUCAUCGCCGAGGCGGUCCUGCAACGGUUAGAGUCGCUGGUCUUUCAACACAACAGACCGAAGUCCUGGGUCCGGUAUGUGGAUGAUACCUUCGCCGUCAUCGAACGGGAUCAGGUGCUGACAUUCACUGAACAUCUCAACGCCGUCUUCUCGGACAUAAAAUUUACGAUGUAG
Molecule: messenger RNA, 2819 nt
Organism: Spirometra erinaceieuropaei
Lineage: Eukaryota; Metazoa; Platyhelminthes; Cestoda; Diphyllobothriidea; Diphyllobothriidae
Source: the annotation of a GenBank genome assembly